Molecule: messenger RNA, 1778 nt
Organism: Pseudophryne corroboree (corroboree frog)
Lineage: Eukaryota; Metazoa; Chordata; Amphibia; Anura; Myobatrachidae
Product: cytochrome b-c1 complex subunit 2, mitochondrial
Exons: 14
Coding region: 184-1542 (452 amino acids)
Cellular component (GO): mitochondrion
Molecular function (GO): metal ion binding
Source: RefSeq, a predicted model, not a curated record
GAGAUAUGCUACAUGACACCGUCCUUUCCCUCUCUCGCUGAGUGCUGGAGGGAGCGGACUCUCACCAAGUAGGCGGGCACUGGCAGCGGGAGGGUUAAGGGGCGGCGCUGUGCAUGCCGGGUAAGCGGACGCGGCCAUUGUAACUUCCUGCCCGCACUGUUGCUGAAGGAGAGAGCGGUCACGAUGAGGCUCGUCACCCCCGGCGCCCGGUACCUCUCUAGAAGACUGUAUUCUGCAAAAGCAGCCAAAAGGCCUGAAGCUGCUGUUAGUGUGCGUCUUCAUCCAGAGGAGCUUGAGAUCACAAAGUUGCCAAAUGGACUGGUAAUUGCUUCUCUAGAAAACUACUCCCCUGCUUCUAAGAUCGGAGUAUUUAUAAAGGCAGGAAGCAGAUAUGAAAAUGCCAACAGUCUGGGUGUUAAUCAUGUAUUACGUCUUGCAUCUAACUUGACAACCAAGGGAGCCUCCUCUUUUAAAAUAACCCGUGGGCUUGAAGCUGCCGGUGCUGCAUUAAGUGUGACUUCUACAAGGGAGAACAUUGUGUACUCCGUUGAGUGUCUGAGAGACUAUGUGGAUACUGUAAUGGAAUAUCUCAUAAAUGUCACUACUGCCCCAGAAUUCAGAAGAUGGGAAGUCGCUGACCUGUCUGGUAGAAUAAAGCUUGACAAAGCUUUGGCCUAUCAAACGCCACAAAUUAGCAUUUUGGAGAACCUUCAUGCAGCAUCUUACCGCAACACUCUUGCUAAUUCCUUAUUUUGUCCCGACUACAGAAUUGGAAAAGUUUCACCAGACGAGUUGCAGCAGUUUGUGCAGAAUAAUUUCACAAGCGCAAGAAUGGCCCUGGUUGGACUAGGUGUCAGCCAUUCAGUCCUCAAACAAGUUGGAGAGCACUUCCUCAACAUCAGAAGUGGUAGCGGCUCCGCCGCUGUGAAAGCGCAGUAUCGCGGAGGUGAGGUCCGAGAGCAGAAUGGAGAUGACCUGGUCCAUGCUGCUAUUGUGGCAGAAGGAGCAUCUGUUGGGAGCCCUGAAGCAAAUGCGUUUAAUGUCCUGCAGCAUGUUCUUGGGGCCGGGCCUUACAUCAAGAGGGGGAGCAACACUAGCAGCAAGUUGUCUCAAGCAGUCACCAAGGCAACUAGUCAGCCCUUUGACGUUUCUGCAUUCAAUGCCAACUACUCAGAUUCUGGUAUCUUUGGAGUUUAUACAAUUUCGCAGGCAGCUGCUGCAGGAGAUGUAAUUAAAGCUGCAGUUAACCAGGUGAAAGCGAUUGCCCAGGGCAGCAUUACAGAGGCUGAUAUAACAAGAGCUAAGAACCAGCUAAAAUCCCAUUACCUGCUGUCCGUGGAGAAUUCCUCUGGGCUGUUGAAUGAAAUUGGCUCCCAGGCAUUGUCGUCCGGAUCUUACGUAUCACCAGCUGCUGCCACCCAGCAGAUAGACUCUGUCACCAGCGCUGAUGUUGUUAAUGCUGCAAAGAAGUUUGCUUCUGGAACCAAGUCUUUGGCAGCUUCCGGGAACUUGGAAAACACCCCAUUUGUUUCUGAUCUGUAGUUUCCGAAAGACACUCGCAACAGCAGAUGUUUCAGGCUUAGAAUUGAAGUGUGGACUAUCCCAAUAGAUCUUCACGACUUUUGUUCCACAGAGUUUAAAGCAAAUUAUUUAUGAUGUCAGACCAUACAUGUAAAUUGUAACGGGGAAUCAAGGAAGGCUUUCAGUAAUGAUCUAUGGGGAAACAUACUAGUGUGUUGUUUAACAGCAUAACAUACAAUAAAAGAUUACUAUUUCUA